Molecule: messenger RNA, 3069 nt
Organism: Carassius gibelio (silver crucian carp)
Lineage: Eukaryota; Metazoa; Chordata; Actinopteri; Cypriniformes; Cyprinidae
Product: AP-2 complex subunit mu-B
Exons: 11
Coding region: 269-1573 (434 amino acids)
Biological process (GO): clathrin-dependent endocytosis; intracellular protein transport
Cellular component (GO): AP-2 adaptor complex; cytoplasmic vesicle
Molecular function (GO): clathrin-cargo adaptor activity
Source: RefSeq, a predicted model, not a curated record
CAGCUGACUGCUGCAGAGGGCGGGAGCAGCGGCGACAUCUUGGAUUUUUGAGUGAACGGUGACCACAACCUAAAACACCGAAUACGCGGAAUAACACGGAGCUUCUGUCAGAGCCGGACACAGCUGCCUCUGUUGAUCCGGUCGGGGCCGGUCCGGAGUGACACAGAGACUGACACACCGAGUUCCCCAUCCAGUGACUUACAGCUUGGCUCCGCCUCUUUCUUCAGUUUUCCAUCAUGGCCAGUGAACACUGAGUGAGACCAGCACCAUGAUCGGAGGACUCUUCAUCUACAAUCACAAGGGCGAGGUGCUGAUCUCCCGGGUCUACCGGGAUGACAUCGGGAGGAAUGCAGUGGAUGCGUUCCGUGUGAAUGUGAUCCACGCUCGCCAGCAGGUGCGCUCACCUGUCACCAACAUCGCCCGCACCAGCUUCUUCCACGUCAAGCGCUCCAACAUCUGGCUGGCUGCCGUUACCAAGCAGAAUGUCAACGCAGCCAUGGUGUUUGAGUUCCUCUAUAAGAUGUGUGACGUCAUGGCGGCCUAUUUCGGCAAGAUCAGCGAGGAGAACAUCAAGAACAACUUUGUGUUGAUCUACGAGCUUCUCGAUGAGAUCCUGGAUUUUGGGUACCCCCAGAACUCUGAGACUGGAGCCUUGAAGACCUUCAUUACUCAACAGGGUAUUAAGAGCCAGACGAAAGAGGAGCAGUCUCAGAUUACCAGUCAGGUCACCGGACAGAUCGGCUGGAGACGUGAGGGCAUCAAAUAUCGCCGCAACGAACUCUUCCUGGAUGUGCUGGAAAGUGUGAACUUGCUGAUGUCUCCGCAGGGUCAGGUGUUGAGUGCACAUGUCUCAGGGCGUGUGGUGAUGAAGAGCUAUCUGAGUGGAAUGCCUGAGUGCAAGUUUGGCAUGAAUGACAAGAUUGUCAUUGACAAGCAGGGCAAAGGUGGCACGACUGAUGACUCGGGCAAAAGUGGGAAACAGUCCAUUGCGAUCGAUGACUGCACGUUCCAUCAGUGUGUCCGUCUCAGCAAGUUUGACUCGGAGCGCAGUAUCAGCUUCAUCCCUCCUGAUGGAGAGUAUGAGCUCAUGAGGUACCGCACCACUAAAGACAUCAUCCUCCCCUUCCGCGUCAUCCCAUUGGUCCGUGAGGUGGGCCGCACCAAGCUGGAGGUGAAGGUGGUGAUCAAGUCCAACUUCAAGCCCUCCCUGCUGGCACAGAAGAUAGAGGUGCGCAUUCCUACUCCACUCAACACCAGUGGGGUUCAAGUUAUCUGUAUGAAGGGAAAAGCCAAGUACAAAGCCAGUGAGAACGCCAUUGUUUGGAAGAUCAAGCGAAUGGCUGGUAUGAAGGAAUCUCAGAUCAGUGCCGAGAUCGAGCUGCUUCCCACUAAUGACAAAAAGAAGUGGGCUCGCCCACCCAUCUCCAUGAACUUUGAGGUACCAUUUGCUCCAUCAGGACUGAAAGUGCGCUACCUGAAGGUCUUCGAGCCAAAGCUCAAUUACAGCGAUCACGAUGUCAUCAAAUGGGUGCGUUACAUCGGUCGCAGCGGCAUCUAUGAGACCCGCUGCUAACAGCAGCCCUUCUGUGAGGAGGGGGAGAGACACAGUUGAAUAAAUGGGUGGGACGAACAGAGGACGAAGAGAAUGGAGUUAUUCAUUGUCUCGCUCUCCCCUCCCUUCCUCAACUUUUUAUAUGGGGCUCUGUUCACACCGAAAACAUCAACUAAGGGAGACCCAAAAAGAACAUCCAAAACAUCAUGAAUUCAAACAAAUGUGCCCUUCAGAAUAAAACACACAGAUUAUCUGCAAUGAUGGAAAUUGUUUAUCGUCCCUCCAGAAUUUCACUUGCUAUAGGUAAACCCCCAUUCGUUUCUCCUUUCUAAUUCUUCCACAACAUGCAUUCCAGACCCAGUCCCUAUUAAAUCCCAGCUAAUAUGAGGCAUGGGCCCCUUUUCAAGCCGGUGAUUAGCGCUGAAUCAGUGUGGCCAUUUCUGGCUCCUAAAUCCCUAUCUGCUAACCUUCAUGUGUCGUUUUUGUAGAGUAUCAGUUGGGUAUCGUCCACAUUCUUGUUCUCAGUGAAUUAGUGUAAACGUUAAGCCAGUUGCCCGCAAUGUUUUUGAGCAUAUCUUUUCAGUGUUCAUCCAGAGUUUUAUGUACUCUGAUGUUACCAUUUUGAUUUUGACUCAGUUUUUUUGUUGUCUCAAUAUAAAAUAAUUUCUCGAUGUGACCAAAACGAGGUGUGAGGACGUUUGAAUUAAAGCAACAAAUUGUACUAAAGCUUAAGUCCAGCUGUCUGUGUGCAUGCAUAUAUGCUACUAUAUACACUGUAACAAAACCACCACACCGAUUGGUGUCAUAUAGUGACUGAUGCGUAUGUGUGUGAGUCAGGGGUCCCCAACAUCUCUCAGGGACUUUACAUUUGUGCACUUAACCUUCUUUCCAUGUCACACUUUCACUUUCAUCCUCGUUCACCACUUUGUUUACUUGACUGAAGUUUACCGGAUGAGUUUGUCGAGUGCACUGCGUCAGUCUUUGCAUCAGCGAAAUCUCUCCCUGCAUUUCAACACGUCUCAUGGGAUUAGUUUGAAGGCAAAUGCAACUUCAAAAAGACGCAUUUCACUAAACACUUAAGAGAGGGGCUAGAAUAUUAGGGAGAACCUUUUCUAAACCUCUUUCCUUAGUCCAGAUCUAAGGCAGGAGAUUUUGGAGAUGUCAAAACAUAUAAGCCAUGUCUGCCUUUAAGGUCUUGAACACCGUGCUCGCUCCUUUCAUGUGCAUAUAAACUCUCCACUCUGUGGAAGGCGCUGGAGGAUUUAUCUUAAUGCGAAGGCAUUUUGGAUGCCUACUAUGCUUGUGCUAUCUACGUUACGUUUUCAGGCAACACUACAAACUUGACCCUGCAGAUAUAAGUGUGCAUCUUCUUGAACACUUGUGUCAUAACACUUACACCGUCUGACCUCAGUAUGUUUCAGCUCUGAGAGAUGAUGAGGCUCCUUUUGCUGUGUAUCGUCUUCAUUUGGUAACUCUGUGACUGUUGUCUUAAUCCUAAUAAAAUCAGUUACUCUAAA